Alternaria rosae is the source of this 1461-nucleotide messenger RNA. RefSeq lists its product as uncharacterized. Gene Ontology annotation, cellular component: endoplasmic reticulum membrane. The record is from RefSeq and is a predicted model, not a curated record. The transcript is spliced from 2 exons. Gene Ontology annotation, biological process: cellular response to misfolded protein. NCBI's taxonomy places the organism in Eukaryota, Fungi, Ascomycota, Dothideomycetes, Pleosporales, Pleosporaceae. Gene Ontology annotation, molecular function: Hsp70 protein binding. Bases 230 to 1285 code for a protein of 351 amino acids.
CGAACUUCGACAGACAACAGAUAACGCUUAAACGACUAAUACAACCACCACCCAGUCCCCGGACGAUAUUCUCGUCGACGCACACCCAUCGCCAUCACCGCCGCAUUAAUACCGGCCGUUCACACUUGCGCAUCGGCCUCCCACCCCCACCGCUGCCCGCCCGCGGCAGCACGAUUACCCUCCACACAACAAACCAACACCCCACACACCAACCCACGCACACCACACAAUGUCGGGCAAAACCUCUGGCUCAGACGCCAAAUCGCGAGACCACCACGAUGGCAGCGCCGGCCGAGCCUUCACCGUGGAGCAAAAAGCCGCCGUAGUACGCAUCAAAUCUUGCGCGCCAACCGCAUAUUACAAGAUCCUCGGGCUCGAAGAAGUAAAAGCCAGCUGUUCAGACUCGGAUAUCAAAAAAGCAUACCGCAAGCUCUCCCUCCUCACGCAUCCAGACAAGAACGGGUACGACGGCGCGGACGAGGCGUUCAAGCUGGUGAGCAAGGCAUUCCAGGUGCUGAGUGAUCCGGACAAGAAGAAGAAGUACGAUCAGUUUGGCGGAGAUCCGGAUGCGCGGUUUGAUCCUCGGGCGCAUGCGAGUGCGAAUGGAGGGGGCGGGGCGAGUCCGUUUGGGAAUGGGUUUGCGAGGAGAGGGGGUGGGUUUGAGGAGGAGAUGACGCCUGAAGAGUUGUUUAGACAAUUCUUUGGGGGUGCGUUUGGGGGGCCUUUCGGCGGCAUGGACACAGGCCCAGGAUUCGUCUUCAACCUCGGCGGCGGCCCCGGCGUACGCGUCCACCAAUUCGGCGGCGGUCGCCCACGCAGACGCCCCGGAACCGCCGUCCCCCCCGGCAGCGAAGGCCAACAAAACCUCACCUCCGCCUUCGCCAACCUACUCCCCCUACUCUUCCUCUUCGUCCUCCCCCUGCUCUCCUCCCUCUUCUCCGGCUCAACCUCCACCUCCGCAAGCCCGAGUCUCGUCUUCGAAACCCCACGCUCCCCCAACACACUCAAGCGCGUGUCCACACGGAUAAAGAUAGAUUACUACGUCGACCCCAAGGAAGUGCAUGACUAUACGCCGAAGAAAUGGCGCAAGUUGGAUGAUGUAGCCGAGAAUCAGUAUGUGCAUAUUACGAAUACGAGGUGUCAGAAUGAGAGGGUGCGCCAGAGGAGGGCGAUGGAAGAGGCGCAGGGAUGGUUUAGUGUGGAUCAGGAGGCCAUGAAUAAGGCACGGAAUAUGGAGUUGAAGAAUUGUAAUAAGUUGAGGAAGUUGGGCGUGGAUGUUUAUUAGGUCAGGAGGUUGUUAGGAUGAGUGCGUUCUGCUUCAGGGUAGACUUUGUUGCACGUUUGGUUGUACGCAUCUUGAUGUUGGAGGGUGGUAGGAGUGGUUCUUGGAAGGAGUUGUUCUGGGGAUAUAAUUCAGUCUCAGAUGGACGCAUGGCGUACAGAGGCGUAUGGUAGCAUCAA